UGGUUGAUUGGAUACCUGCACCUUCAUGUGUGCAAGCUACAGUAUAGUCUACCAAAGCAAAGCGGCACGUCUUAGCUGGUUAACUGAAAAAUUAAAAGGUGGCAGUUAGCAGCAGGUGCUUCAGAGCAUGUGUGCUAGUAAGUGCUGUCCAAAAUGGAUGACAUUGCAAAACUGUUGCAUCUACAAUUUGGCAUUCCUAAUGCGAAGGCAAAGAGGAACGGGGAUGGAAAAAAUAAGAAACUACAAAACACAGAAGUGGGAGCGUGUAUUGAAGAAAAUUAUUCUGGAAUAUUAGGAAAAAAUGGAACUGGUUCACAUCAAAGAAGAACCUUUUGAAUAUGAAUUGGGAUUGGGAGUAGAAAAACUAUUUGAAGGAAACUCCAAACUGGGUUCUGUUGAAAGAAAUCAGGAAAGCAGCGUAUUAGAAUUCCAGAAAAGAAACAGGCUUGGAUUUCAGUCCAGACCAAGAGUUGGCUUUACAAGGAAAAGAUUGCUCCGUUUAUCAAAGCAUUUGGAUGAAGAGGAACCAAGAGGAAUUGUGCAGAAUAGUAAAAUGUGCCAAAAGAAUUAUGUCACAUUCAUUAAAAGUAGAUGCCAUGAUGAGAAUAUCCAAGGUCCUUGUAAGAGCGGUAGUGCUUUACUGAGCAAAGAUACUGAUUGUGAUGUUGGCAUUAACAAGCGCACCAACACCACCAUUGUGAAAGAGAAAGUUAAACAAAAAUCUGAUAUAAACAUAACUUGCAAAGAUUCUAAAAGCAUCUCUGACCAUAAGGUUAACUGCGACCAAAGUGAUCAUUUGAACUCUGGUGGUGAAAUUAACCAUUCAGGUGGUAACAGUCCCAUUAACUGUGAGAACCUAAACCCAGAACUAAAUACAGAAACUGCUCUGGAGAUUGUAGUUAAUCCUGCAUUUGACAGCUCACAGAUCAUUGCAGUCAAAAUAAAAGAGGAAGAAUAUAAUAGUGGAUUUGAAGCGGAGGAACAAACGGGAGAGGAAAUGUCUAGGAACAAAAAUGAAGAAAUCGCUAUUCUCCCCACCGUCCCCAAAUAUGGGCGAAGAGACAAGAUCUAUCCAUGUUUAGUUUGUGGUAAAGUUUUUGACAGAUCUUAUAAUUUGAAGCAGCACAGUAGGGUCCACACAGGUGAGAAGCCAUACAGUUGUCCACUCUGUCUUAAAACAUUCACCCAGUUAGGAUCUCUUAAUAAACACAAGCAUAGCCACAGUGGUGACAAACCAUUUCUUUGUGCCAUCUGUCUUAAGACCUUUGCCAAUUCCUACAGUUUCAAACGACACCAGCAAUUACAUGCUGGAGAGCGACCAUGCUUCCUGUGCACCAUCUGUGGGAAGAGUGUCAGUACAGAGGGAAGUCUAAAAAAGCACCAGAGAACCCAUACUGGUGAGAAAUUGUACUGUUGUACGUGGUGUGAUAUGACAUUCAGUCAAUCAGGGGACCACAAAAAACACCAGCAGAUACAUGCAAGAGGGGGGCUGUAUCACUGCAUUGAGUGCAAAAAGACUUUCAGUCAGGAAGAAAACAUGAAAUCACACCUGUGUGUUUUGCCCCCUGGACAAUAUUCCCAAUGUGGUGAGCACUUUUAUACUGGUAAUACUUUGAAAGGUCAUCCUAAGGAUCACUGUGGACAGCCAGUGAGAGGGAAGAGUAAGGCACGUGAAAACUUGGACGGGGACUUGGGAAACGACUCACCAUUCGCAGUUUUGUCCAUCCAAAUUAAAGAAGAAGAUAUGGGAGCAGAGGAAGAACUGUUUGAAACUGAAAAGUCAGAUUUUGAUGAGGCUGGAAAACAUACUAGAGCUCUAAUGCCUGCUUCAGAAAAGCCUCAAAAUAACUUUUUUGGAAAAUUACAAACCUGUCAGACACAGUCUGUGUGUACUGAAAUAGAGUGGCUAACUCCUCAAACUCAGUAUCCAUCAGUAUCAAAAUGCAAAUCACCAAAACAUAGUCACAGUACUGAUUCACUGCCUCUGAGGUCACACUCCCCACCCUUAGACAAGCCCUAUAUUGAUAUCCCCAACUCUAUGCGUCUUUCCCCUGUCAGGCCUACCUCCAGCUCACAACCUAACUCAACUUCCCUCUGCUUCAAACAGAGGUCUUCCCCUGAUAUGCCCCUUUCCCCGGUGCAUGGUUGUCAGUCACCUUCCCCUUCUUCUAACAAACUCUUAACUUCUUCCCUCUGCUCGCCUGAUAAAAUACACACACCCUCCUCAUUUCCCACUACAGCUGUAACUCCUCUCUCUACAAUGGUCAGGUCCUUCCCCCAGCCUUCCUCACACCCCCCAAAGCCGCACCCUUGCCCGUCGUGUCACAAAUCUUUUUCCUGUGUGAAAAACCUGCGCAAACACCAGAGAAUCCACUCUGGACGCGGAGUGUUUACCUGUCCCACAUGUCCACUCAGUUUCCUGGCUGAGGGCAACCUCGUAACACACAUGAGGGUACACACGGGUGAACGUCCUUUCUUGUGUAAAAAUUGCCCAAAAACAUUUAUGAGGAAGUCUGACUUAAAAACACACUCAAAACUGCACUCUGGUCAGAACCUUUUCACAUGCUCUUACUGUGCUAAGUUCUAUACUUCUAAUAAUGACUUGAAAAGGCAUUUGCUGGUUCACACUGGGGAAAAGCCAUACAGCUGCCCGUGCUGCUCUAAGAGAUUUAGACAGUGGGGUCAUGUAAAGGUACACAUGCGUGUCCACACAGGAGAGAGACCUUACUGCUGUUCACAAUGUGGAAAGAGCUUCAGCACUGGCUCCAGCCUAAAACUCCACCAGCGCAUUCAUACAGGAGAGAAACCCUAUUGCUGUACUCAGUGUAGCCGACUUUUCACCAGACUUUCUCACCUGAGAUUGCAUCUGCAUACGCAUACAAAGUGGGAAGGAAGGAACAAUGGAACAUCUGUGACUGCACCAUUAGUGGAAAAGGAGUGACUCAUUUAAAUAAAAAUCUAUUCCACUGUUGGAUGCAAUGUAUUUUAAGGACUGAAGUCUAUGUUGGGGUAGGCACAUUCUGUCCAAAGACUGCAUUUUCUGUCAGCAGUCACUUGAGAGCUAGUAGCAAGAGACUCUUUUGUCUCUUCAUAACCUUGGGGAACCACAGGCCUGACUUUUGAUAUAUCCCUUACAGCACAGGUGUCAAACUCCAGUCCUGGAGGGCCGUAGUGUCUGCUGGUUUUUGGGGUGUUCUGGGUUCAUUCAAGUCAUUGAUUGGUUAAAGUAUCCACCCGCCUUGUUCCCAAGGCCUUAAUUUGCCUUAAUUGGCAGCUGAUUGAAAGGAAACCACAAAAAACCGCAGACACUGCGGCCCCCUGGGGAUUCAGUUUGACACCCCUGCCUUACAGUGUGUUUUAGUAUACUCUACUGUAGUGAGCCAUACUUGCACUACGUUGUAAUGUUGAAUCCUACUAUAGCUAGUUUUAUUAAUGGUUUGUCUCCAUACACAAUCAGAAGUUAAGAACUGAGUGGUUUUAGGAAUGGGUGAUAUGCCUUUUUCUGAAUAAACUGAAAGAAUGAACAAAA
Conger conger (European conger) is the source of this 3529-nucleotide messenger RNA. Its product is annotated as zinc finger protein 271-like. Bases 302 to 2941 code for a protein of 879 amino acids. Gene Ontology annotation, biological process: regulation of transcription by RNA polymerase II. The record is from RefSeq and is a predicted model, not a curated record. NCBI's taxonomy places the organism in Eukaryota, Metazoa, Chordata, Actinopteri, Anguilliformes, Congridae. Gene Ontology annotation, molecular function: DNA-binding transcription factor activity, RNA polymerase II-specific; RNA polymerase II cis-regulatory region sequence-specific DNA binding. Gene Ontology annotation, cellular component: nucleus. The transcript has 3 exons.